Molecule: messenger RNA, 2864 nt
Organism: Uranotaenia lowii
Lineage: Eukaryota; Metazoa; Arthropoda; Insecta; Diptera; Culicidae
Product: putative odorant-binding protein A10
Exons: 2
Coding region: 688-1038 (116 amino acids)
Source: RefSeq, a predicted model, not a curated record
CGAACUCCAGUCAACCGUUGGCCGCCGUUCAGUUCAGUUCCCAUUCAGUUGUGGUUCCGACUUCCGCGAAGCUUCCGUUCCGUGAAACAGGUUGUUAGUCGAACGAAACAGUUGCCGCACAUACACAUAUCGUUUCCGGAGAAAAACCUCCGCCUCACGCAAGCUGCAGAGUGUGUUUUGACUUUUCCGAGGAAAAGUCUGGGCUCGGGUAGGGAAAAACGCCAUUCAUAUCACGUCCGGUUUGGCAACACAACACCGCCCAAAGGCCCCUAGUUUCUUUGGCGCUUUUGUGUGUAAAUGACCAUAUCGGUCCCUGACGUUGGUCGUCACUUGUAAUUGACCAACAUCCGGUCCCAUUUCUGGGAAAAGUUCGUUGUCAAACACAAACAGCCGUUUUGCCGUUUUGGCUGCUAGGAGUCGGUCUCGUGGGAGGUUUCGAGAAGAGUAAAGGACUUAGCAGCUUCAGGUCCAGAAAGAAGAUCGCCGCCUAAAUCAAUAACAUAAUUUGAGUCUCAGAAUUGAAUGACGCGUCCGGCCAGGGUCGUGAAUGGAUGUGAAGUUGCGUUAGCGUCGUCGUAGUCGAGUGAGUCGAGUGAAGAUUAAUCCAAUUGUAGGGCCACUUAAGGAAUUACUCCCCUGGAAGUUCCGUAUCACCGUCAUCAGUGAAGUGAAGAGUGACGUGAAGAUAUGUUUAUUGCGAAGAUGAGUUCAACGAUGCUCUUGGGAUUAACCGUCGCAGUGUCGAUCGUUAUGCUGCUGCAGCAAUGUGGCCAAGUGGCCGCCAACGACAGUCAGAACAUCAACCGGCUGCUCAACAAUCAGGUCAUCGUCAGCCGGCAGAUUAUGUGCGUCCUGGAGAAAAGUCCGUGCGAUCAGCUGGGCCGGCAAUUGAAAGCUGCCCUACCUGAGGUGAUACAGCGGAACUGUCGAAAUUGUUCGCCCCAGCAAGCCCAGAACGCCCAGAAGCUGACCAACUUCCUGCAGACGCGCUACCCGGAAGUGUGGGCCAUGUUGAUACGCAAAUACGGGGCCGUCUAGAGGAUUCCGUCAUCUCUGGUCAAAUCGCUUCGUUAUUCUAGGUUUCGAAAUCGUUCCCUUUCGUUCAGUUUGCUUAUCGCUAUCAAAGCAGUGUUGUGUUCUUUAACUAAAACUGAAUGUGCUGUUGAACAAAAAACCCAAAUAGGAUGUAAGCUUUUCGAAUAGUUUUAAUUAGUUAGUUUUUUUUUUCCUUCCGAAACUCAGUUUGAGGCCUAGCGCCUGUGGAUAGGCAAAUGUGAUAAACUUUUGUUGAGCAGCGCGCUUCCGUGGGUAGAAAUAAUCCGAAAAUGAAACAAAUGUAUCAAAUCAAAUCCUAACGAAGAAAAAACCAAAAGUGGGUUAAUCCAUAUCAAACCAACCAAUUGAUAUCAGAAUGAAGAAUUGUUGAAAAAAAGUUUGUUAUGGAAGAAGAAAUCUAUGGGUUUAGAUUUUCAUAAAAAGGUUUUAUUUAAGUACACAUUUCACUAUACCAAAAUAAGAACGAAAAUACAAUACAACUCAAACGAAUUACAGUAAGGAAGAUUAAUUCAAAAGUGUGUUCUAUUCUAUAAGAGAAAUUCCCUUUCCAGCCUCUAAGACCUGUUCAUUUCUUCAAAAUAAAAUGUAAGCAAUCAAUUUAUUAUUUUCGGAAAAAAAUCCAAUCAUUUUCAUCGAAGAUUUUCCAGGAAUCAUUUUCCCCUGAAUGUAGCCACACGACGAGUUCUCUCCAAACUGACCUUCAGAUUCAUGAAUCUUGCUGCCGGUGUCUGCUGAUGUGGUCGGUCAGGACAACUCACUCAAGCUCGGGCAAAUGAAGAUAAUUUAUUUUGCGUCGUUUUUUUCGCUUCUUCCGCCUUUCCACCGAUAGAUUAUGUUUUGCUCAUUUUCCAAUAUUGUUGUGGUUUUUUCUAUGAAUUUAUCUCUGUAACGGCUUUUUUUUUGCUUAUGGUCCACAGAAAAAAAUAGAGAACUGCCAAUCCUCUUUUCGUGAACCGAUCAAUGAAUGUCGAAAAUAAAGCGAUGAGAGGCAGAAAUGAACGUCGAACUUUUGUUAGUGGACUCUCCUGUUGACGGAGGAAGAACAUCUUCUUGUUCCCUUGAAGGAAAGCUCAUUUUCUGCUUCAGUUCGUUCCAAAACCGAAACGCGUUUUUCGGUUUUUAUUUCUGAGCAUGUUUGGAACUGUGAUGAUACGACAAUUUAUGGGUGUUCAAGUGAAAUUGCAUUAUAGGAAGGUUCUGGUUGAAGAAAGCCUAAGAAUAAUUGACAUUACUCUGUCUUUUUGUAGACUUCCAAUGAUAUUAAGAAUCCUUAGGAAAAGUUCAAAGCUAUAAGAUUAAAAAAACACCAAAAGUCACCAAAAUAAAUAAAAAAUUGAAUAAAAAUGACACCAAAAAGGCACGAAAUGGGGCAAAAAUCGACCAGAAAUGAAAAAAACGGUACCAGAACAAAAAUGGAAAAAACGGUACAAAAUUGUUCCAUUUUUGUUCUAAUUAACAUACAGGUUUGUUCCAUUUUUGUUUCAAUUUUGUUGUUGUGUUUUGGAACGAAAAAGAAAAAACCAUUUAUUAUAUCGGAAGCAAAAAUAAAGAAAAUUUCCACCACAUAAAUCAAAAGACACUCAGAAAAUACUAUUUUUUUCAAAGAUUUCUGUUUGGAGGCUAGGUUGGGUCUUUAUUUCAUUCGGUGAACAUUCGCGGGUUUUGUUCUUAAUUCCAGCUUAGUGAUAACAUGAAGCAGGAGCACGUUCCCAGCACCGACAUAAAAAUUGACAAUAAUGAUGGAAAAGACAAAAUUGACAAAAAAAACUGAUAACAUGGAAAAAACAUGGAAAAAAAUGACAAAUAAU